UCCUCGCGAGCCUUUUGUGUUUCGAACUCUCACAUCUUUGCCUAUCAAUAAUUGAGGCGCGCGCCAGAGAGCAGACGGAGCUUCCCCUCCCGCGCGCUGCUGCUAUGAGUGCUGCUGUCCGCCCGCUCGGCGCGCGACUCUCCCUCUGUUUGUUCCGGAACAGGAGCCGCUGACAGGUGCGUCAGGAGGAGGAGACCAGGUGAGAGCGACCGGGACUGGACCGGAGCGAACACCAGCGAAUCCAUCCGGGUCGGAGUUUAACCGUUAACCGCAGCAGAACGGAGCGGCUCGCGCAGGUUUAAACUUCUGCUAUUGUUGGGGCUUUUUUUUUCUUUUCCUUUUUUUUUUUUUCUUUCUGGUCCGGAAUGUUGGUGCUGUGCCUGCUGAGUGCCGCCUGGCUCGCUGCUGGCCCGGUUCGGGCUCAGAAUGAGACCGAACCCAUCGUGUUGGAGGGGAAGUGCCUGGUGGUGUGCGACUCCAACCCGACCUCGGACCCGACGGGCACGGCGCUCGGCAUCUCGGUGCGCUCCGGCAGCGCGAAGGUGGCUUUCUCCGCGGUCCGGAACACCAACCACGAACCGUCCGAGAUGAGCAACCGAACCAUGGUCAUCUACUUUGACCGGGUUUUAGUAAACGUUGGGAGGAAUUUUGAGGAGGAACGAAGUAACUUCAUCGCGCCGCGGAAAGGGAUUUACAGUUUUAACUUCCAUGUAGUCAAAGUCUACAACCGCCAAACCAUACAGGUGAGCCUGAUGCACAACGGCUGGCCGGUGAUCUCUGCGUUCGCCGGCGACCAGGAUGUGACACGCGAAGCCGCCAGCAACGGCGUUCUGAUCCAGAUGGAGAAGGGCGACCGGGCCUACCUCAAACUGGAAAGAGGAAACCUGAUGGGCGGAUGGAAGUACUCCACCUUCUCCGGCUUCCUGGUGUUCCCGUUGUAGAGAGGAGGGAGGAAGAGCUGGGGAUGGAAACAAAGGAGGAAGACGGAAAGUUCAGAAGCGGAGAGAAAAGGACAAAUGAGCUGGAGGAGGAGAAGA
Poecilia reticulata (guppy) is the source of this 1037-nucleotide messenger RNA. RefSeq names its product cerebellin 1 precursor (gene cbln1). Gene Ontology annotation, molecular function: protein binding. Gene Ontology annotation, biological process: maintenance of synapse structure. The record is from RefSeq and is a predicted model, not a curated record. Gene Ontology annotation, cellular component: synaptic cleft; glutamatergic synapse. NCBI's taxonomy places the organism in Eukaryota, Metazoa, Chordata, Actinopteri, Cyprinodontiformes, Poeciliidae.